CCGCUUAUUAAAAAAUUAACACCUAAAACAAUUCCUCUACCGGCGACGAAGCUAAAAUCAAAGGUUCAUCACCCCCCUCUUCAAGCGGCCGAUCUGGGAGCGAUGAUGAUGGAUGGAUCCGCGCUCAACAUCAAGAAAUGGAUCGUGAUUUACCCCGUUUACAUCAAUUCGAAGAAGAAGAUCGCCGAGGGAAGGCGCAUCGGCGCUGACAAGGCCUGUGAGAAUCCUACUUGCAUCGAGAUCAAUGAUUGCUGCCAGCAUCUUAAGAUCCCCUGCGCAAUCGAGCUGGAUAAAGCAUACCCGCGGGACUUUAUGCAGAGAGGAAGGGUGAGGGUGAUGCUGAAAAGGGAUGAUGGUUCUCCUUAUAAUCCUGCCGUUGCUUCGAAGAAGCAGCUGAUGCUCCGUGUUGCAGAGUUGGUGCCUAAACAUCCCGGAAGGCACAAGAAGCAGGAAGCUUCGAACGCGUCAACUGCAGGGCCUUCAAAGUCUGGAAAGGGCGGCAGAAAGAAGAGAUAAUGUGUUUUUUUCUUCUUUUUCUUUUGCUUUGUCCAUCUGUGGUCACUCUUCUCUGAAUCAUAUGGAAAGCAACAAAGAGAUUUGUGCACAAUGUGCGUAUCUUUUACAUUUAUAUCGCAGAAUUAGCCAUGUGAAGUCGAGGACUAGAUUUGGUGAUCACAUCUGUAGCAACUGACAAACAUUUUGGUGACCCCAAAAAUUUGGGGUUGUAAGCGUUCUUUUUUUUUUAGAGUUUAAAAUCAGCUUAUAUGGUUAUGGCCUAUAACAUCUCUCAGCCA
Molecule: messenger RNA, 794 nt
Organism: Asparagus officinalis (garden asparagus)
Lineage: Eukaryota; Viridiplantae; Streptophyta; Magnoliopsida; Asparagales; Asparagaceae
Product: signal recognition particle 19 kDa protein
Exons: 4
Coding region: 103-516 (137 amino acids)
Biological process (GO): SRP-dependent cotranslational protein targeting to membrane, signal sequence recognition; SRP-dependent cotranslational protein targeting to membrane
Cellular component (GO): signal recognition particle, endoplasmic reticulum targeting
Molecular function (GO): 7S RNA binding
Source: RefSeq, a predicted model, not a curated record